Marchantia polymorpha subsp. ruderalis is the source of this 721-nucleotide messenger RNA. The record is from the annotation of a GenBank genome assembly. Lineage: Eukaryota; Viridiplantae; Streptophyta; Marchantiopsida; Marchantiales; Marchantiaceae.
AUGGAUUAUGAUGUCAGCAUAUGUCCAAAAUACCAGGAGAUCAUGCUUGUCAAUACGAAUGAUUCACUUAGGGGAAUUAUGAAGUGCGCUCUGCAGCAGCAGCUUCGGAUAGGUGACUAUCCCUGGAGCUCUACUCUUGCAGAGCGUACCCUUGGAGCAGUCUCCAGCUUUCUUGCUGUUGGUGCACAUUUGCAAGUGUGUCCACCUUCCUCUGUGAUCAAGUCCGUUGCAAGUCAGAACUUGCAUCCUCUAUCCCGAUCUUUCCAGCAGCGAGAAUUCAAAGCCAGAAAGAAUGGAGAUUGGAAGCAGCAGCGAGAGCCACAGAGCCCCAGUGGAAGUUGCAAGAACUAUGAUCUUGAUCAUAGCUGUCAGUACAACGCUGUUCAUGGUCACGGACUAUGCCACGAUGGCAGCCAGAUUUUGUUACAGAGUGUAUUCAGGUGGUGAAUUCUAGAAUCAGACGACAUUUAGGUUGGCUUCACCAGUUGAGUACAUUUGCCGAUACCAAGCACCAUGAGAGACAAUAUCCCAAGGUUCAACUUAUUGAAGGGUUCACAAUGUUUCAAGCUCAUUAGAAGCAGAAAGGCCCCCGGUCGGUAUAAAGGAUGCACAUUGCAUCUCAAAUGUACAAAUUCUUCAAGAUUUAUUCAUUUUUCUAGAGUAGACAUCUUGGCGAUCAUGUAAAGAUGUCAAGAACGCAAUAAAAGCUUACUUUGCAAAU